AUGCAAGUUGAAGUCAACCCCAACGAAGAUACAGAAUGGAACGAUAUUCUCCGCAAACACGGCAUUAUCCCCGAGAAGCCUCAGGACCCGGAACCUCUCAUUCAAGAAGCUCUUGUUGAGGCGGAGCGCAAAGCCUAUGAGAACCGACUAGAAGAUAAGGAUUUGGACGAACUAGACGAGCUCGAAGACGAAGAGGAUGAAGAGUUCCUUGAGCAAUAUCGGUAUGGCGCUGCCGACACUUUGCAGGCUUCUUAUGGUCGAACUACGAUCGCUAAUCCGGUAUGCAGAAAGCAACGUCUUGCAGAGCUCUCCACGCUCCAGAAAACCAGUCUAUACAACCAAGUUUACCCACUUCAGAAAGUCGACUACGGAAGAGAGGUGACUGAGGCUUCCAAUAACGCCUUUGUCCUUGUGCAUCUGUCCUCCUCAUCGAGUGGCAAUGUCGAGUCGCAGCGCUUGACGGAGUUAUGGCGGCAAUUGGCGACUAAGUUUGGCGACAUCAAGUUCUGCGAGAUUCGCGGCAAUAUGUGCAUUGAAGGGUAUCCGGAUAGAAACACUCCGACAAUCUUGGUGUACAAGGACGGCGAGAUAAGAAGACAGCUCGUAACACUAAGGGAACUUAAAGGCCCUAGGACGACGAUCGAAGAUCUCGAGAGGAUGCUCCUAGACCUAGGCGCCCUCAAGGAGAGUGAUGUACGUUUGAAGAAGCGAUCUGACGACUCAGAUGACGCUCGUCCAUCGAAGAUAAAACAGUCCCGGGUAGAAGAUGAUGAUGACUGGGACUGA
Messenger RNA from Aspergillus bombycis, 786 nucleotides. RefSeq names its product Phosducin family protein. The record is from RefSeq and is a predicted model, not a curated record. The transcript has 3 exons. Bases 1 to 786 code for a protein of 261 amino acids. Gene Ontology annotation, biological process: protein folding. Gene Ontology annotation, cellular component: cytoplasm. Lineage: Eukaryota; Fungi; Ascomycota; Eurotiomycetes; Eurotiales; Aspergillaceae.